CAGUUCUAGCUGAAGAAACAAGCUGAUCUACAUGUGCUUCACUCUCCAUUGGAAGAAUGACAGAUGACAAAGAUGUACUUCGAGAUGUGUGGUUUGGCCGAAUACCAACGUGUUUCACGCUGUAUCAGGAUGAGAUAACUGAAAGGGAAGCCGAACCUUACUAUUUGCUUUUGCCAAGGAUAAGCUAUUUGACACUGGUAACAGACAAAGUGAAGAAACACUUUCAGAAAGUAAUGAGACAAGAGGAAGUUAGUGAAAUAUGGUUUGAAUAUGAAGGUACACCGCUGAAAUGGCAUUACCCAAUUGGUUUGCUGUUUGAUCUCCAUGCAUCAAAUACAGCCCUUCCUUGGAGCAUCACAGUGCAUUUCAAGAAUUUUCCAGAAAAGGAUCUUCUACACUGCCAUUCUAAGGAUGUGAUUGAAGCUCAUUUUAUGGCUUGCAUAAAAGAAGCAGAUGCUUUAAAGCACAAAAGUCAAGUCAUCAAUGAGAUGCAAAAAAAGGAUCAUAAGCAACUGUGGAUGGGAUUACAGAAUGAUAAAUUUGAACAGUUUUGGGCAAUAAAUCGAAAACUCAUGGAGUAUCCUCCAGAAGAUAGUGGAUUUCGAUACAUCCCAUUUAGAAUUUAUCAGGCAACAACAGAGAGACCUUUUAUACAGAAGCUAUUUCGACCAAUUGCUUCAGGAGGACAGUUGCAUACUUUGGGAGAUCUACUAAAAGAUGUGUGUCCUAGUGCUAUCGCCCCUGAAGAUGGAGAGCAGAAGACUCAAGUGAUGAUUCAUGGAAUUGAGCCAAUGCUGGAAACACCCAUACAGUGGCUAAGCGAACAUAUGAGCUAUCCAGAUAAUUUUCUCCACAUUAGUAUCAUUCCCCGACCUACUGAUUGAAACUCGGCUAUAUUGGUAUGAGGAUCAUUCUCAAGCUGGAAUUAUAAGGGCAUGUCAACUUCUUGCGUCUGUCAGUCUUGACAGAGGCAGCCUGACCAGAAAAAAAACCCCAACAAAAAACGAAACAAAACAAGAAGUCCUCACUGCUGCAAGCCAAACAGGAAGAGAGAUCAGAUAAGGGCAAUUGGGCUGAUCUUAUUUUGCAUCACCGCUGCUUUUCUUCACCGCUGUAAUUAAAUCAGUUGUGAUAUGAAAGAAUUUACAGGACCUCUGCGAGUCUGCUGUUUUCUUGUAAAGUAUAAUGAAGCUGAAACUGUCAGCCGAAGAGCAAAUGGAAAUAUGCCACUUGAUUGUAUUUCUGAUUAACAAAUAAACAGGGCUGUUUCCUAAAGCGGUAGUGUUUCAACUUUGAGAGUGGAAACAUUGGUUUAAUUUUCUAGAAAGUUAGACACUGAGAGAUUCGGUUACCAAUAGCUUUCUGUAAAAGAUCAAAUUACUGUAAACCCAUCUUUCCUUAAUGAGAAGUUCAUGUUUACAGUAUGUGUAUUGGUAUGCAAAUGAUCUUUUAACUUUGAUAACAAGCAGUGAGAGAUUUUAAAGUAAACCCGUGAGCAUGUUUUGUCAUUUAAAAACAUGCACAACUUAAUAAUUUACAAAUACUUUCGAUUUGUAUGCUGUCACUGAAUACUCCAGUAUGUUUAUUAUUCAAACCAGUUUUCAUAGACUAGCAAUGAUAUAGGAUAAUUUGUCUCAGGAUUUGUCAUGGCAUUUCUUUGUGCUCAUCUAUUUUUUUUCUGUAAGAGUAUUUUCUUAAUUUAGUUUAAAAAGGUUUUUUUUAAAAAAAAAAGUAAACGGAUGUUGCAAA
Molecule: messenger RNA, 1749 nt
Organism: Charadrius vociferus (killdeer)
Lineage: Eukaryota; Metazoa; Chordata; Aves; Charadriiformes; Charadriidae
Gene: ATG5
Product: autophagy related 5
Exons: 7
Coding region: 57-884 (275 amino acids)
Biological process (GO): autophagy of mitochondrion; nucleophagy; cellular response to nitrogen starvation
Cellular component (GO): cytoplasm; phagophore assembly site membrane; Atg12-Atg5-Atg16 complex
Source: RefSeq, a predicted model, not a curated record